CAGGUGGAGGACACGCUAUUCUGUGUACCGCGCUCGAUGCUUCAGCGAUACUCCGAUGUCUUCAAGGAUUUGUUCGAGCUACCAACAUCUGAGAGUACGGGAGCUGAAGGAGAGAGCAAGGAGAAUCCUAUUGUUCUUGAAGAUAUCAAGGCGUGGGAAUUCAAGCAGCUGCUCAAAACCAUCUUUUUCAGACAUGACGAUCAACCUGUUACACAGGAAGAGUGGGUAGCCGUACUCAAGCUGACCCAUCGAUGGGAAAUGGCUGAGCUUCAUCGCGUCGCAAUGGAGAGCCUCUCAGCGAUGCCGAUGGAUCCGGUAGAAAAAGCCGGUCUUGCUCAGGACCUUGACAUUCAAGAAUGGAAGCUCCCAGCGUACCAAGAAAUCGCUCGCAGAAGCGAACCUCUGACAAUGAGCGACGUUGACAGACUAGGACUAGACACCAUCCUCAAAUUAGCUGCAGUCCGUGAAAGCAUCAUGAUCAACGUU
Messenger RNA from Coniophora puteana RWD-64-598 SS2, 486 nucleotides. RefSeq lists its product as uncharacterized. The annotation marks the transcript as partial. The record is from RefSeq and is a predicted model, not a curated record. The transcript is spliced from 2 exons. Gene Ontology annotation, molecular function: protein binding. NCBI's taxonomy places the organism in Eukaryota, Fungi, Basidiomycota, Agaricomycetes, Boletales, Coniophoraceae.